GAUGUCCAGGCCUGAAGCGCAGCUCGCUUUGUUGGCUCCAUCUUCUCUGUGCAAAGCGCUUGGGACCUCCGCCAGUGCCACCGUGCAAGCACUUCGUUCGCUCCGGAUCCUGCCUGUAUGGGGACGAGUGCUUUUUUGCACAUCCCGAUGAGGCCGGCCGUGAAGCUGUGUUGCGACAGCUGCGGCGAGCCCAACGGCCGAACGCCAAAAUUGCAAACCGUGGGGAGGGACGGCGGAACGGAGUAAAGAACUAUAGCAAAGCAUCGGUGUUGAGAAGGUGGCUUUUGGACAAUUUCGGCGUUGAAAGAUUGCGUGCUGGCAGCGGUGUUUUGGAUAUCGCUGGUGGAAAGGGCGAGUUGGCAUGGGAACUCGUCAACCUGAACUUGAUUCCUUCGGUUGUGCUGGAGCCACGGUUGCUAGAGCUGCAGUCCGUAGAGCGCAAGUGGCAAAAUGGCAUUUUCUGGCGCAACCCGAUUUUCCACAGCCACCUUCACUGUGCCCAUGAUGGAUCUAUUCCACCACAGACGCCACAGCACCUGCGCUUGUUGCUGACGUCGGCGCUUAUAAGUUGGCUUUGCCCUGAGCCUUAUGUUGAUAGCGAGACGGAUGACAAGGCGGAAAACCUGAGGGCCUUCAGUGACUCUUGUAGGCGAGCGGCAGACCUUCGCUGGACGCGGAAAGGAUUGCGAGUGCACGAGGAUGAAAUAAACGGCGAAGAACCUGGAGACGAUGAGCUUGAAGAUCUGGAAGUGCUGCAGGAAUGUGACAAGAUAUUGCAAAAUUCUGAUGAUGCUUCUCUGGAAGAGACGGCCGAGACGCGGGCCAGCUCUCUGUCCGAGCAGCAGAAUGCAGAGAUGGUUAAGGAGUGCAUACAAACUUGCAGCGCAAUUGUGGCACUGCAUCCUGACCAAGCUGCUGAGCCUGCGUUGCGCUUGGCCCUUGCCUUGCGGAAGCCGUGCGCCAUCGUGCCCUGCUGCGUCUACUCGGCAGAAUUCCCGAAGCGCAAGCUGAGCACGGGGCGGCCAGUGAGGACAUACCAUGAUCUUUUGGAGUACCUGCAACAGCUCGAUGAUCGGAUUCAGCGGGUGGACCUUGAGUUUGAGGGCAAGUGUCAUUUGGCUUGA
Molecule: messenger RNA, 1124 nt
Organism: Symbiodinium pilosum
Lineage: Eukaryota; Dinophyceae; Suessiales; Symbiodiniaceae
Source: the annotation of a GenBank genome assembly